Molecule: messenger RNA, 3777 nt
Organism: Haliaeetus leucocephalus (bald eagle)
Lineage: Eukaryota; Metazoa; Chordata; Aves; Accipitriformes; Accipitridae
Gene: DCP1B
Product: decapping mRNA 1B
Exons: 9
Coding region: 246-1844 (532 amino acids)
Biological process (GO): deadenylation-dependent decapping of nuclear-transcribed mRNA; positive regulation of catalytic activity; deadenylation-independent decapping of nuclear-transcribed mRNA
Cellular component (GO): P-body
Molecular function (GO): enzyme activator activity; mRNA binding
Source: RefSeq, a predicted model, not a curated record
CUCAGGCGUGGUGGAGAGUUAAUCCAGCGCAGUGCUUAGUCUCAUGGUGUCAAGCCUUUAGCCUUUUCAUGUCUUGUCAUAAAGUUUGGAUCAGCUCCAUGGUGACCUGUGCUAGCUGCAGUGUCUUUCCACCAGCUGAUGAAGUUGGGUUUAAUUCUUUUUUCAUGGCUUAGGAGAAGACUGACGUGGAGGGAACGCUGUUUGUUUACACAAGAUCAGCUUCUCCAAGGCAUGGUUUCACAAUUAUGAACAGACUGAGCAUGGAAAAUCGAACAGAACCUAUUACUAAAGACCUCGAUUUCCAGCUGCAGGACCCUUUUCUACUGUACAGAAAUGCCAGAUUGUCCAUAUAUGGGAUUUGGUUUUAUGAUAAGGAAGAAUGCCAAAGAAUUGCAGAGCUCAUGAAAAACCUAACUCAGCAGGAACAAUUCAAAGCACAGCAGGGCACGGGAACAGGAGUGUCCCCAAUGAUCAUGAAUUCUUCUAAUAACAAAGAAGUGGAUAUCUUACGGAUGCUUACUAAGGCCAAAGAUGAGUAUACCAAGUGUAAGACCUGCUCAGAGCCAAAACAAAUAACUAGUUCCUCUGCAAUUUAUAACAACCCCAACCUAAUCAAACCAAUUCCAGUGAAGCCUAGUGAAAAUCAGCAUCAACGAAUAUCUCAGCAAAGCAAGAAUGUGGAUUCUGAACCACAGCACUUGUCUUUGACAGCACUGUUUGGAAAACAAGAAAAGCCAGAUGUCUCAGAACCACUUAAUAAACAGCACCAAGAGAAUCUUCCUGUUAGGCAGGGUGUGGUACGUUCCCUAUCCUAUGAAGAACCUAGCAGGCAUUCGCCCUCUGCAGAGAAACAGCUUUGCCCCGCCAUUCAGAAGCUUAUGGUGCGUGGGACAGACCUUCAUCCGCUUGCUGAGUUUCCUGAGAACCCACUCUGUGAAAAUGGCAAUAUCCACCCUGUGGGUGAGAGUUUCACAGGACUCUUCCAACCUGUGAAUUCUCAUGGUAUUGCAACAUCUCAUGUAGUUCAGGAUACUGCUGGCACUCAGAGCCUAUUACAGAAAUUACAGAGUCAGUCAGGGUCAGUGACUAAAAUGGACCCCGGUGCAACAGGAUCUGCGAACUCGACAGCUUCUGUGUUCAGCAGGACUCCUGCUGCUGUUGGAGCACCAGCAGCAACAGUAAAUAAUAUGAGCCAACCACCUUUGGUGUAUUUCAAUGGUUCCCUACCAGGCCAGACUUUAGAGUCUCAGACACUUGGUAAAGAACAGUCUAAACUUCCUAGACAGCCGCUUUCUCUCUCUGGCAAUCAAGCAGCCAAUUCUGGGGUGAUUUCACCUCAAGAGUUACUGAAGAAACUCCAGAUAGUGCAACAAGAACAACAGUUGCAUGUAUCCAGCAGACCAACCUUGGCAGCUAAGUUUCCUGUUGUUACCCAGAAUACCAAUACGCUGAAACCACUGGAAUCCUGGAUAGAAAAGGCACCAGGUACAGAAAAACAGAGCACUCUUCUUCAGGUAAUCUCACCACAACGCAUUCCUGCCACUGUGACUCCUACCUUGUUGAUGUCCCCAAUGGUGUUCACUCAGUCCACACCUGCUCCACCAAAAGCAAAUGAAAGUGGACGGUUAGCAGCCGCAAACCAAGAACCUGCUGCUAGCUCAGCUAGCCUUCUCCUGCCACUGCAAACCCCAGAGCCAUCUGUGGUCAACAGCAGCUCAAUGACAAAGUUGCAGCUCCAGGAAACGCUUCUACACCUGAUCCAGAAUGAUGACAACUUCUUAAAUAUUAUUUAUGAAGCAUAUCUCUUCAGUGUGAGAAAGGCGGCAAUUAAAAAGUCUCUGUGAAAGAUGAUUUUUAAAUUCAAUUACUAUUGCUUCCUGAACUCCAGGAAAAAGGUUUCAAAUUUUUCAAGUAUGUUUAUGUUUAAAGAAAUGAAUGGUCUUAGGUAUUUUACAUACACAUAGAUUUUGCUUGUUGGCAACUACAUGCUGUACUGAGAAAGAAGUGAGCAGAAACAGAUUGUGCCUUUAGGGAGCGGAGUGUCACGAUACUGAAGACUUAAUCACAAAAUAUUUAAAUUAUUUUUCUUAUAUUGGUCCAUACUUAGAAUCGGUUUCCCUGCAUAAGGAAUCAGUUUCAGAAUUCAGUUUCCUUUUUUACUUGCAGCGUGGUUAUUCAUUGACUAGGUAUUUGUCAUGGAUUUUCUCUGGGAGACGUCACAUGCAACUGUCCCGAUGAACGUGCCCAUCUCUGACCACAUGGUGGCAAUGUUGGACUGUUCUUAGGAACGUGAAAAUCUGGGUGAAAUCUUGGAAGGGAAAGUCUUGGUCAGGCUGAUCUAUCAUCGUACUUAGUUGUCUGCAAAGCAAUUCAGAAGAAAUGUCAUGACUUCCCCAAAAAUUUUGUAGAAAAAUCUUUUUCUAUUUUAACAAGAAUAUUUUUAGCUAGCUGUAGAAAUGGGACUCUGCAGGUGUUUUGAGGAGUUGGGGGGAGGGUUUGUUUGUGAAUGUACUCACUGUCAACAUAGCUCUGGGGUGGCACUGGAUUCAUGUUUCUAUUAUUCCAGAUCCAAUCUGCAUUAUUAUAAGCAAUGUACAACUUUGUUAAGGGGAAGGCUACUGGGUGUAAAAGUCCUAUUAAUUUUUAUUUUUAGUAUGUUCCUGGAGCACAGCGAUUUCAUUGGUCCAUUUCUAAAGAAAAUAAAAUGGAUAAUCGCUAGUAUGUGCUGAUUUCAUUUUAUUGUACCAUGGGCUAUGUAUUUAGAAUUGUUGGGUCACUUGUAUUUGUAUGACUUUAAAAUGUUUUUACACUUGGCGGAAGACACAUGAGGUUUUAAAUCAAUUAGAAUAAAUGACUGAAAGGAAUUUUAUGUAUAUUUUUAUUAGCAUCUGCUGCUGAAGUGCUAGUUUACUACAGUUUAGGAACCCAAAGUUAUUGCUGAGGAGGCAUUUCUUUUGUGAGUGCAGAGAAUCCAAUCUGUAAUCCAUAAAGGAGUAUACAAUAUUCUUUACUAUGGGCAUUGACGUAGGUACAACUCAGUAGCCUCAUCUGUGAAAGUUCUUCAGUGUAAAUUAGGGUGCACUUUUAAAGUAGUAUAGUCGUAAUGAUUUCAACAGUUCCCCCAACCCCCCAUACAUCUGGCUUUCUCUAGUGGAAGAGUGUGAUUUUGGGGGGCAAGUGGAUUUGCUCACAUUCCUUGGGAAAGGCUCUAAAUCAAUAUUUAAAAAAAAAAAGUCAAGAGCUACUUUCUUUAUACACAACUGAAUAACCCCAAGAGACUUGUGCCUACAAAACUGCUAGACUUUUCCUACACUAAGUAGCUCGUAGAAAGCAAGUUGUAUUCUAGUUCCAUUUUGUUACAAAAUUGUUUAUGAUUCUUGCAGAUUCAGUGAGAAGAACAUGUUGAGCAGAUACCAGGAAGGGCAGACUUUAAAGAUAGCAAAUCCGAAUUCUAAUCCUGUGGCUGUAAUAAUUUAUGUAGCCAUUAAAAUUUAUGGGAUUCUACUGAGUUAAUUGGUAUUAUUUCUGAAUGAACUGGUGUGGAAGAAAUUGGAAUCUACACAAAAGAGUUUGUAUGAAACUAAAUACAUGCAUAGUUGGUGUCUGUGAUGCUGGGUUAUCUGAGAGUGCAAUUUAAAGAUGAUGGGGACACAUAGUUAAGACCUCAUUUGACAUGUAGAACUUCUGUAAUUGGUGGGUAGAAAUAAUCCUUAAGCAUCUCAAGCUGUGUUUGUGAUAGGUUUUUUAGUCAUGGGGGAAACAUUUUUAUUUACAAAA